Molecule: messenger RNA, 2104 nt
Organism: Cornus florida
Lineage: Eukaryota; Viridiplantae; Streptophyta; Magnoliopsida; Cornales; Cornaceae
Product: probable (S)-N-methylcoclaurine 3'-hydroxylase isozyme 2
Exons: 2
Coding region: 288-1961 (557 amino acids)
Molecular function (GO): monooxygenase activity; oxidoreductase activity, acting on paired donors, with incorporation or reduction of molecular oxygen; iron ion binding
Source: RefSeq, a predicted model, not a curated record
UUAUCAUCUGUUCCUACAUCUCAACUUUGAGUGGAUUUGUGUAAGCCAUUACAAUCAUGUUGAAUUUUCACAUCCAACGGGACCACAAAACCGGAGUGAAUUAUGUUGCCAUUACUACAAUAACAAAUGAAGUAUAAGUAUUGUUCUUGAAGAAGUAUAAAAUAAAAUAAAAAAAGGCCAGUUGUGUGCUCCAAAUCUUCCAAAGAUAGAAAAGAAAAAUUGUCCCAUGACUACAAAUCCUUGACAAGAGACACAACUUGAUGGUGAAACUUCAUAUUUAGAUUAAGAUGAAUUAUUUAUGUACUAUUGCAGAGGAGAAAUCUCAUUGCAAUAAUGUGGCAGAUCACUAUCGGCAAACAGCAGUCGGUGGAGUUGGGCUUGACUAUAAAUUCCUGCUUUAUGAAAGGAAAAAAAAAAAACCAAUCCUCCUCUUAGCCAUCAUCUUCCUGGAAGUCAUGGUUGAAAAUAUUGUAACAGAAGGAACCUAUGAUCUCUUCUUUUCAAUCCUCCUCUUAGCCAUAAUCUUCCUCAUCCUAAAGCUUUUAAAAUCUAAUUUCCUAUCAGAAAGUACUCUCCCACUUCCACCAGGACCAAGUCCUUGGCCAAUCUUGGGCAAUAUUCUUCAAAUGGGAGAAAAGCCUCAUAUCACUUUAGCAAACUUUGCUCGAUCCUACGGCCCACUCAUGUCACUUAGACUAGGAACUCAAAUCAUGAUCAUUGGAUCAUCACCGGCUGCUGCAGUAGAAAUUCUCAAGACCAAUGAUCGUACUUUAUCUGCACGAUAUGUUCCUCAUGUAGCACCACCUAAGAGCUCAGAAGUAAAUCAUUUAUCACUUGGGUGGGCUCUAGAGUGCAAUGAUGCAUGGAAGAAAUUGCGUUCUAUAUGCCGAACUGAACUCUUCUCUGGCAAGGCAAUAGAGUCUCAAGCAUGUUUGAGAGAGAAAAAGAUAAGGGACAUGGUGAGGUUUUUGAGUGUGAUGGAGGGAAAGGUAGUGAAAGUUGGAGAAGUAAUUUUUGCCACUGUGUUUAAUAUGUUGGGUAAUGUUUUCAUUUCAAGAGAUUUUAUCAGCUUAGAGGAAGAAAACUUGGAUGGAGGGAUGAAGGAUCUUGUAAGAGAAAUCAUGGAGGUGUCUUCUGCUCCAAAUCUAUCUGAUUUUUAUCCAAUUUUAGGUGCAUUAGACCUUCAGGGUCUAAGAAAGAAGUCACUGGAGUUGUUUGGGAAGGUUUGUGCUGUGUGGGAGCCCGUCAUAGAAGAAAGAAGAGACCAAAGAAGAGGCGGCGCUUCUAGCCAAAAAGAUUUGUUGGACACCCUCAUCGACACUGCUUUUACCAAUGAUAAAAUAAACACUCUUUUCAUGGAGCUAUUCACUGCUGGUACAGACACUAGCACUUCAACAGUUGAGUGGGCAAUGGCAGAAUUGAUAAAAAAUCCAGAAUCCAUGAAGAAAGUUUGUGAAGAAUUGACAAGAGAAAUCAACCAGCAUUCGCUGAAAGAAUCCGAUCUAGCUCAGCUACCUUACCUUGAAGCCUGCGUAAAAGAAACUCUGAGGUUGCAUCCUCCAGCACCAUUGCUGCUUCCUCACCGAGCACCUGACUCAUGCAAAGUGAUGAAUUACACAAUCCCAAAAAAUUCUCAAGUGGUAGUAAAUGUUUGGGCAAUUGGGAGAGACCCCAUGGUUUGGGAAGAGCCAUUGAAAUUUAAACCAGAGCGAUUCCUCAACACGACAUUGGAUUUCAAAGGGAAUGAUUUUGAAUUCUUACCCUUUGGUGCGGGAAGAAGAAUCUGCCCUGGUCUUCCCAUGGCAGCAAAGCAAGUUCCUUUAAUACUUGCUUCACUGUUUCGUUCUUUCGAUUGGUCUCUUCCACAUGGAAAUGAUCCCAAUGAGCUAGACAUGAAUGAGAAGUUCGCUGCAACACUGCAGAAGGAACAACCCCUGGUCCUCAUUCCUACAAUUAAAUAAUGACAAUGGAGUGCUCCAAUCUCCUUAGGUUCUGUACUGGUAUGAUCACUUAAAUUAUAAAUAUAUUCCUGUUAUAGUGCUUGUUGGAGAACAAAAGUUCAAAUUCUAGUUUCAAUAUAAAGUUGCACUUUUCUUCAUCAAAA